CCCGGUGUCCCCCUGCCCCGCUGUCCCRCAGGGGCUAUUCCAGGGAUGCCGAGGGCAGCUGGUUCCGCUCCCUCUUCGUGCACAAGGUGGACCCACGCAAGGACGCGCAUUCACCUCCUGUCCAAGAAGGAGACCAGCAACCUCUACAAGAUCCAGUUUCACAAUGUGAAGCCAGAAUGCCUGGAAGCCUACAACAAGCUGACAGAGGAGGUGCUGCCCAAGCUCCACUCGGACCCCGGCUACCCCUGUGACCUGGUGGGCAACUGGAACACGUGGUACGGCGAGCAGGACCAGGCAGUGCACCUGUGGCGCUUCUCAGGCGGGUACCCRGCGCUCAUGGACUGCAUGAGCAAGCUCAGGCAGAACAAGGAGUACCUGGACUUCCGCAAGGAGAGGAGCCGGAUGCUGCUGUCCCGCAGGAACCAACUGCUGCUGGAGUUCAGCUUCUGGAACGAGCCCCAGCCCCGCCAGGGACCCAACAUCUACGAGCUCAGGACCUACAAGCUGAAGCCAGGGACCAUGAUUGAAUGGGGCAACAACUGGGCUCGGGCCAUCAAGUACCGCCAGGAGAACCAAGARGCAGUCGGGGGCUUCUUCUCGCAGAUCGGGGAGCUCUACGUGGUGCAUCACCUCUGGGCCUACAGGGACCUGCAGUCCCGGGAGGAGACGAGGAACGCGGCCUGGAGGAARAGGGGCUGGGAUGAGAACGUUUAUUACACCGUCCCGUUGAUCCGGACCAUGGAAUCACGGAUAAUGAUUCCCCUGAAGAUCUCACCCCUGCAGUAAUGGGGGGCCCUGCCUGCACCCCGGCCCUGCUGGGGAAGGGCUGCAGGGGCUCUGCUCCCCCCCAGCUCCCAGCUGUCCCCUCCACCCCGAUUUGGGGUGUUCUGGGGGUGAUGAGAGCAGGGAGGGGAAGGGGGGAGCCCCCCAUCCUGCGGUGGGUGCCCAGGAUGGUGCUGCCGGGGGAGCUGGCCAGGCUGCAGAGGUCGGGGGGGGCCUUAAUUGCUCCUGAUGAGCCCAGCGGGUGCCUUUGCUGCCAAUUAAAUAUUUAAUAUGCCAAAGCCUG
Molecule: messenger RNA, 1066 nt
Organism: Malurus melanocephalus (red-backed fairy wren)
Lineage: Eukaryota; Metazoa; Chordata; Aves; Passeriformes; Maluridae
Product: protein NipSnap homolog 1-like
Cellular component (GO): mitochondrion
Source: RefSeq, a predicted model, not a curated record